UCCCGGUACUCGGGUUUCCACGUAAAUUGGUGUGAACUCGUUGUCUCUCUUUUCAAUAUGGUAUCAGAGCGGGACAAUGAAAACACUCUAGAAACCCAAAAAAACCAAACCACUUAUGAAAAUCAAACAGAAUGGACAGCCAUCAAUUUUAGUGCUACCGUAGCUGUUGCCGUCGAUGCUCGGAUGAGUGCUGCCAUGGACGAAUUAUUAAGCCGGCUACAGAAAACGUCUGAAAAUAAUUUUUCGUCAUUACCGCAGUCGUCCGCGCCGUCACCGGACCACCACGCGCGCGCCACCAGACCGCCACGCGCCUCCGCCGGACCGCCACGCGCCUGGUUUUCUUCCUCAGACGCAGUGUUUUAAAAAGCGCCCUAAGGCGCGCGCCUAGGCUCAAGGCGCCCACUUGGGGCUUAUUUGUGAGGAGGCGCAGCGAAUUAUAAAAGGCCCAUAUUAGGCGCGCGCCUCCCUUGAGGCGCGCCUAGGCGCAAGUCGAAUUAGGCGUGGGCUUUUUUUUUAUAAGUUAUGGGCUGGGCUUUAAUUAUAAAAAACUAUUAUUAUCUAGGUUUUUUAAACCUAUUACGUAAACGUGAAGAAAGAACCCUCUCCUUUCGCGCGUGAAGUUUCUUCAACACGACUCUUCAUCUACUUCUUCAGUUCUUCGUCUUCCGUUCUGCUUCUACUUCAAAAAAAUUUUGCUUCCUUUUCCACCCUUCCGUUCCGGCCACCCUUCUUCUUCACACAAAACGGGUGCUGCGGCUGCCAUUACUCUGUUUUUUGGUGCAAAAACAGAGGAAAAGAGAAGACAAUAAUAUUCUGUGCUACAGUGCUAGUGCUUCAGUUUUCGCCUCCUCCAUCUCAGCUUUAUCACGGGUGAGUAUCUCAAUCGUUCAGUUAACAUCUGCAUUGCUUUCUCCUUCUUCUGUAACUCUUUGACAAGAACAUCAAACUCCAUUGUUUUCUGUUUUCAUAGCAUGGUAUACCCAUUGAGUUAGAAAAAACUCUCUAAAGUCUACAUCUUCUUCUUCUUAUACUUCUCGACUUCAACUUCCUUCGAUAACCCAUCAAACUCAACCUUCAUCCCAUCCAUCUCACAACACACUCCCCUCCAAUCCUCCAUUUAUAACAACUUCAUCCCAUCCAUAGAUAGCUUCUGUUUUUUUUUUUUUUAAUAACAACUGCUGUUUUAAAUAGUUUCUGUUUUUUUUUUUUUUAUAACUUAGAUCAUAGAUGGCUGAUGAAAGUUCGAGAAAAGAUCCGGCAUGGAAAUAUGGUCAAUUGCAAAAUGACCAAAAUAUAAAUACGUUUGUCUGUGGAUUUUGUUCGAAAGUAACAAAAGGAGGGGUAUAUAGAAUGAAACAACACCUCGUUGGUGGUUAUAGAAAUGUCACCGCCUGUACAAAAUGUCCGGAUCACGUGAAGGAAGAAAUUAAAGAGUACAUGUCCAAGAAAAAAGAUAUUAAAGAACAAAGAAAUCUGAUUGUGGACAUUGAUGUAGAAGAUUACGAUAUUGAGGAUGAAGAUGAAGGGAGUGUUAGUGUAAACAACAAAGCAACACCAAGGGGCCCGAGCUUGAAGAAGCCAAGGCAAAAGGGUCCAAUGGAUGCAUUUUUUACUCCUAACCCAGAAACUGUGGUUCAAAAUAGAAAGGACAAAGGAAAACAAACUUCAUUGAAUGCGACAUACAAGAAGGAAAUGAGAGAGCACACCAUCCAAAGAAUUGCUCGAUGGUUUUAUGAUGCAGGAGUGCCUCUGAAUGCUUGCACAUAUGAAAGUUUUGCCCCUAUGAUUGAGUCAAUUGGGCAAUUCGGUCCUGGAUUGAAACCACCAUCUUAUCAUGAGUUAAGAGUUCCAUGUUUGAAGAAGGAAUUAGAAGCAACAAAUGAGUUGAUGAGUAACCAUAAGGUAGAGUGGGCCAAGGUUGGAUGCACUGUUAUGGCUGAUGGAUGGACCGAUAGAAGAAAUAGGACAUUAAUUAACUUUUUAGUUAAUAGUCCUAAAGGCACCAUGUUUAUUGAGUCCAUCGAUGCUUCAUUUUAUGUGAAAGAUGGAAAGAAGAUGUUCGAGUUACUUGAUAAUUUUGUAGACCAAAUUGGAGAAGCGAAUGUUGUACAAGUAGUUACCGAUAGUGCCUCAGCAAAUGUGAUGGCAGGGAGAUUGUUAGAAGCAAAACGACCACAGUUAAUAUGGUCUCCGUGUGCCGCUCAUUGCUUAGAUUUGAUGUUGGAGGAUAUAUACAAGAUCUCGAAUAUUCGCAAAGCAUUGAAAAGAGGCAUAGAGAUUAGCAAUUUCAUAUACGUUCAUCCUGGAUUGUUAAACAUGAUGCGACGUUUUACUAACCAAAAGGAGUUAGUUAGACCAGCUAAGACUCGUUUUGCUACUGCUUGCAUUACAUUAUCGAGUAUACAUCGUCAAAAGAAUAAUCUGAGGAAGAUGUUUACUUCAGAUGAAUGGAAGAAUAGCAAAUGGAGUAAGGAGCAACAAGGGAAACGAGUAGUUCAGACUAUUUUGUUGGCUAGUUUUUGGACUACAAUUGUUUUCGCUCUUAAAGUAUCUGGCCCACUAGUCCGAGUUCUUAGAUUGGUUGAUGGCGAGAAGAAGCCACCUAUGGGAUAUAUUUAUGAGGCCAUGGAUAGAGCUAAGGAAGCUAUUGCUAAAUCCUUUAAUAAUAAUGAAGAAAAAUACAAGGACAUUUUCACCAUAAUUGAUAAAAGAUGGGAGCUUCAGUUGCAUCGUCCUCUGCAUGCAGCGGGGUAUUAUUUAAACCUGUCAUUCUAUUAUUCGAAUCCUAAUAUCCAGGAGGAUGAUGAAAUAGUUAAUGGACUCUACUCAUGCAUAACAAAAAUGGUUGCUUCAUUGGAAGUACAAGACAAAAUACUUGCAGAACUAAGCAAGUAUAAGAGGGCUGAAGCAUUAUUCGGACAACCUUUAGCAAUCAGACAAAGGGACAAAAUAUCUCCAGUGGAAUGGUGGGAUAAUUUUGGACAAUCAACUCCAAACUUGCAAAAGUUUGAUGUGAGAAUUUUAGGUCUUACUUGUAGUGCUUCUGGAUGCGAGCGUAAUUGGAGUGUGUUUGAACAGCUUCAUAGCAAGAAACGAAAUAGGCUUGCUCAAAGUCGUUUGAAUGAUCUAGUGUUCAUCAAAUACAACAGAGCAUUAAAACGUCGAUACAACCUACGAGAUAUUGUCGACCCCAUCUCCUUAAAAGAUAUUGAUGAUAGUAAUGAAUGGUUGAUUGGAAGAUUGGAUGACGAUUCUGAGGAGGAUGAUGAGUUGGUAUUUAAUGAUGAUUCUUUAACGUGGGGUGAUGUUUCUAGAGCUGUCGGAGCAAAAGAACCAUCAUUCUAUUCUAGAGCUAGUACCUCUAGACCAAAGACUAUUGUUUCAUGUUCAUCCUCGUCUACCACGCAACGGAAACAAGUAAAUUUAGAUGACUUCGAUUUGGAAGAAGAAGAUACUGAUGGCUAUAAGUCUAACGAAGGAUUGAAUGAAGACGAGGAUCAAUUUAGUGAUGAUGAGUUUGAUCUUUAGGGAUGAACUUUUAUUUUGGUUAUUGACUUAUUGAAUACUGGGUAGUUUUUUGUUGUGUUUUGUUGUUUAGGCUACUUAUAUUGGGUACCUAUAUUUUAUA
Molecule: messenger RNA, 3628 nt
Organism: Cucumis sativus (cucumber)
Lineage: Eukaryota; Viridiplantae; Streptophyta; Magnoliopsida; Cucurbitales; Cucurbitaceae
Exons: 4
Coding region: 1228-3528 (766 amino acids)
Molecular function (GO): protein dimerization activity
Source: RefSeq, a predicted model, not a curated record